Molecule: messenger RNA, 2789 nt
Organism: Megalobrama amblycephala (Wuchang bream)
Lineage: Eukaryota; Metazoa; Chordata; Actinopteri; Cypriniformes; Xenocyprididae
Exons: 3
Coding region: 1311-2258 (315 amino acids)
Biological process (GO): response to bacterium
Source: RefSeq, a predicted model, not a curated record
AAAAUUUAAGGGGGUCUGAAUACUUUCCAUACCCACUGUAUAUAUGAGUAAAAUGACUUCUCAAACAAGAAAAAAAUCUAGAGAAGGACUUGCUUUUGUCCAUUGAGAAUUAAUUGGGUAGUUGUGGUUUUGCUAUUGGUCAGUCUCAUGUUAGUGACAGGUUGUCCCGCCCACGCACCAGUAAACCUCAUCAGAGAAAAGAUGUCACUGCAAGAGAGAGGGGAAGUUAUUUUGAUUCAAGAUUAUGAGGGCACAUCUAUUUUUAAAAAAUAAUUACAUGCACAGAUAUAUAAUUUAUAAUAAAUACCGUAAAAUUCCAUUUUAUAAAAUAAUUGUUAAUAUGUCUUAGUGAUUUUAAACAUGCACCAUGAUGAGGUCAUGUGACAACAGUGUAGAAAACUACUAUUAUAAGCUACCAGGUGAUGGCAGUGAGGGAUCACAAAAAUAGUAAAACAGACAUAUUGUUCUAUCUUGAUUUACAACAUGCCUAUUUAAUGCACUUACAAUAUUCAUUCAUCAUUAUAAUAAGACUUAGAGUACAUAUAAUCACCCAGCACAUGCCUUCAUUUUCAUUCAUUAGAAUAUUAUAAUACAACAGUUUUGUUUUAAUGUUCAUAACUCAUCUGUGUCUUUCAGGGUUUAAAAUCGUGAGAUAAUAUUCCAGUUCUUGAAUUACUAUGCUACCAAAAGCUCCACCAAGAAAUUCCAUACAGACCUGUUUUGUUGUUUUUUGUCUACUGCCACUAAAUUUGUACCUUUUUCACUUGUAUACUGUAAUGUGGAAUGUAACAUAUUCAUCACAAUAUUCAAGAUUAAACUGAUUUUAUGUUUCUUCGUGUGAGUACACAUAUGUCAGCUAUUGGCCUUACUCUGACAUGUAUUAUAAAGAGAAGUUUCCUUUGACUGAGGUACAGUAGAAGCUUAUCAGUGUAUUAAACAAUUGUAGUUAAUUCAAAUGUUUAUAACUUCAUUUCUAGUCAGUUUUAAUCAUGCUAAAUAAAUUGAUAUGAAUAUCAGAAUAGAUCAUUUACAUUAAAGAUUAUACUUUGAUGUAGCAUAUCUGUGUUAAAAGUGGAACGAGGAAAUGGGCAAUGACUUGUUAGCUCAGAGAGCCAGUGGAAUCGUGACAUAGUGCUUCCACUCAAAGCAGAGUGAAGGUUUCAGAGAAGUUUGUGCCCUGGAGAUUAUGUGAAAAAUGUAUGUCAUUCUCUUCAUUGUAUGUUUUCUCUUUUAUAAACCAUGUAAGUACAAAACUACACCUUUAACAUUUUUCUUGAGCUUUCCUUACUUGUCAUUGUUUCGUCUACAGUAUGUAUCAACGGAUGUCUACGCAUUUAUGUAAUAAUUGCCUUAAUUAUUUUACAGCAAUGCAACAGCAAUAUUCUGGAAGUAUUUUGCAGAUGGGGGAUGUAACAGCUCAAGUGGGUGAUGAUGUGACAUUUUACUGCUUUCACCCAAAAGACCAAAUGAAUAGAGUUAUGUGGUUCAAACAGACUCUGGGAGAAAAACCUGCUUUUGUAGCCUCUUCUUAUCACUGGUCUCAAGACAGUGUAGUUAAUGUUGAGUUUAAAAAGACAAAGCGCUUUAAAGUGAAUUCAGGGCUUAACAGCUUUAAUCUGACUAUUGAAAGAACUGUACAAUCCGAUUCCGCCACAUAUUAUUGUGCAGGUUCCUUUUCUAACCUUUUCUACUUUGGAGUUGGAACUAAUCUGGUGCUUAGAGGUGAGUGGUCAACAUUUAGAUUUACCCUUUCUGAAAUUAGUCAAAUUUUACAGCCUAAAAUUCAUUAUAUUCCUUCAAUAGGUUCUAAAUCCAAGAGGAUUCAUAUUCUGCAGCAAUCCAGAACAGCAUCAUCAGAUGGAAAUGUGACUCUGCAAUGUACAAUCCAAAAUGAACAACAGAACUGUGGAGGCGAACACAGAGUCUACUGGUUCAGACACGGUUCAGGAAAAUCUCGUCCAGGAAUCAUUUAUGCUCAAGAAAGUUGUAAAAACAGCUCAGUGACUGCUUCUCCUACCAGGAGCUGUGUCUACAAUCUCUCUAUGAGAAACAUCAACCCUGGGACCUACUACUGUGCUGUGGUCACAUGUGGGGAGAUUUUAUUUGGACAUGGAAUUAAUCUGGAUAUUGACGAUGAACAUAAAGACCAGCACAUGCAGUUCUACAUUCUCAUUGGCCUUGCAGCAUUGCUGAUCAUAAGCUUCAUAACUAAUGUUCUACUUUGCGUGACAAAGACAAAAGUACCACGGGACCUCUGAUAUGAAUUAUGCUGCCUUCAAAUUCACAACCCAAAGCUCAAGACAGCAGAAAGUGGGGAGGCAAAGACAAACAGAAUACUCUGGACUGAAAUUAAAUGAUUCAGUACUGUAACUGUUACAUGUCUCUUGUUUUCUGUGACCUAGUUUUCCCCAUUGUGUUUGAUUAGUCAUUUGAUUCACCUGUGUCCAGUUAAUUAUCUCAUUAAGUUCCCUUUGUUCGUUACAUGUAUAUAUAGCCUACCCUGUGUGCUCCUUCACUCCUUGUCUGUUCUCGUUUAUGUUGAGAUGUGUAUAUUGAGUUUCCUGCCUGUUUCUAUUAUUAAAUACUACUCCUCAUAUUCGCCUUCGUCCUUGUGCCUUCCUAUACACACACGUGCACGUAACAGUAACACUGUAUUUGAAGUUGCUAAUAUUGUUUGAUAACCAGAGCCACUCUGAAUAUCAUUGUGGCGACCAGGGCGGGCGAGAUCCGUGAGGGAACGGCGCGAGGCCGGUGACGCAAGUGAUAACGAGCAUCACCUGGGAGGCGCA